CCUCCCUCCAGACAAUUAUCACAUUUUUUCGACAAACUUUGAGAUCCAUUCAGCUCUGCCAGAUGCCCGUGGAGGUAGUUAUCGAAAGGAGUUGGUGCUGUUAAGUGCAAAAAAAUUACAAAUUCUCAAAUUCUUCAAAGAAAAAUACAUAAAAGUGAUAAAAAUUCUUCAUACAAAAAUUUAAAGUGUUAAAAAAAAAUUAAUAAAACAGCUAUUGUUAUGAAUGAACGUAAUAUCAAUAAUACUCAAAAUGAAAUUCAACGUGCAGAUUCUGAGAAUUACGUCUCUAAACUUCGAAUGGUUCUACCCCAGAUAAUUGCAGUGGGUGUUAAAAAUAUCCUCUUAUUUGGGUACGGUAUGACCCUUGGAUUUCCCACCAUAGUCAUCCCAGCUAUUCAAGGUGGUGAAGGACGCGAAACAACGCAAGAUUCGCGACUUUUACUAAAUAAAGAUGAAAUUUCUUGGUUUAGUUCAAUCAAUUUAAUUUGCGUCCCAUUGGGAUGUAUAUUUUCUGGAAGUAUUACUCAACCAAUUGGACGAAGACGUGCUAUGCAGCUGGUUAAUGCUCCAAUACUGGUUGCAUGGUUAAUCUUUUACUUUUCUUCCGAAGUCUAUCAUUUGUAUAUUGGAUUGUGCCUUGCGGGAGUCAGUGGGGGUCUCCUUGAGGCUCCUGUGCUGACUUAUGUGGCUGAAAUUACACAGCCACAGGUGCGAGGGAUGUUGGCAGCUAGUGGGUCAUUCUUUACAAUCCUCGGAGUCUUCACGCAAUUCCUUUUGGGGACUUUCUUCAAAUGGCGCUUUAUUGCUCUUCUCAGUUGCUCCAUCCCAAUAAUAUCGGUUGUGCUCUUAUUUCUCAUCCCUGAGAGCCCAUACUGGCUGAUUGGGAAGCACAGACUGAGCGAGGCUAAGAAAAGUUUAGCUUGGUUACGAGGAUGGGUUGCAGAGAGCAAGGUUGAUCAUGAAUUCAAGGAACUGUGUGAAAUCGCUAAAAAGCCAGAGAGUCGUGGUGAUGAAGAAGAUGGAAAUUAUGAGAGCUGCCUAACCAAGUACAAUGCAUACCUAAAGAGAACUUUCUUGUGGCCUUUUGCUCUUAUCUCAUAUACCUUCUUCAUUGGUCAUUUCUCCGGGAUGACGACGUUGCAAACUUAUGCUGUUCAGAUAUUUCAUACCCUCAAAGCACCAAUUGAUAAAUACUACGCAACUAUGCUACUGGGUGUAGCUGAACUCAUUGGGACCCUUCUAUGCGUUAUCCUUGUUCAUUUUACAGGUAAACGUCCGCUUGUCUUCCUAUCGGCUAUUGGUUGUGGAUUGUGCUUCCUGGCCACGGGGACUUACACACAUUUCCUGCACCUCAUUCCCGGGAAGACAAUUCGCAAUAUUGUGGCAAAUGUAUCGGAAAUUGAGAGUCAAAGUGUUGAGGAUUUAAUUGCAAUGAAUAUAUCAAUGCCUGAAGAAAUUUUCAAUGAUACAUCAAUGAUGGAUAGAUUUGACUAUGAACCACUCUAUGAGAUUCACGAAGACAAUGCAACUCUUGAUGGUUCUUCAAUGGCAGAAAUAAAUCUUCUAACGGACGCCAUGAGAUUUGUGCUGAAUGAAUCGGAUUAUGUGGAAGUUAAUGAGACUACAGCAACAGAUGAUGAAAAGCCCUAUCCCAUUCCUGAUAGUAUUAUUAUUCCCCUCCCAGAGCCAAAGCAUAAUAAGUAUUUGUGGAUACCACUGACUCUUCUUCUGGGAAGUGCUGUCCUUUCGCAUAUGGGUAUCCGUUUGAUCCCAUGGAUGCUCAUUGGGGAGAUCUAUCCGACAAAUGUGAGGAGUUGUGCUUCAGGAUUAUCCGGGGGAAUAGGGUACGUAUUUGGGUUUCUUGCGAAUAAACUCUUUCUCGAGAUGGUGGGAAAUUUCACGCUUUAUGGAACAUUUUGGAUAUAUUCCUUUGUGAGCUUGAGCGGAGCUCUUGCCUUGUACUUCUGCCUCCCAGAAACUGAGGGACGUACUUUGGCUGAAAUUGAAACAUUUUUCACCAAAUCCAAAAAAUCACCCACAAUCAGUGUCCCUGCAAUUGAACCCAGUCCACCCAAAACUCCUCCUCAAACCAGUAUACCACAGAGAACUCCUGACCAUCAAGUUAGGCAUUUUCAGUUGGACCUCUCAAAUUGGGAGAGUAAUAAAAUAUUUGAACAGCACACGGGGCUAAAGAAUCACUUUGAAAAUCCUUCGAAAAAUUUUCAUCAUGCAAAACCCAAGAGAUUGUACCAGCAUAGACAUCCUGUGAUGCAUCAUUCGCACCAUCCACAUCCCAAAUUUACACCGAAUCACCCAGAAGUCUACAAUACUCGACUAUAGAAGAAACAUUAAAAUAAAUCAAUUUGUAAAACUCUCAAUUCAAGAGAAGUUCAUUAAAAAGUUGUAACUAAUAUUUAAAUAAAAAAAUCUAACUA
Lutzomyia longipalpis is the source of this 2435-nucleotide messenger RNA. RefSeq names its product facilitated trehalose transporter Tret1. Lineage: Eukaryota; Metazoa; Arthropoda; Insecta; Diptera; Psychodidae. Gene Ontology annotation, biological process: transmembrane transport. Gene Ontology annotation, cellular component: membrane. The transcript is spliced from 4 exons. Gene Ontology annotation, molecular function: transmembrane transporter activity. The record is from RefSeq and is a predicted model, not a curated record. Bases 220 to 2340 code for a protein of 706 amino acids.